AUGUCUGAGGCUGGCGACGUAGCCACGCCCAUCCAGCGUCCCACGCGCAAGUCGCAGCGCUCGUCGGGCGGAUCAGGCGGCGGCGGCGUGGGCAGGACGACGGCGGCGGAUGAGUAUUUCCCAGAUGCCAAGCACAAGUUCAAGAGCUACCGGCUGCGUGGCGAGUACGAGAAGCCAUGGCUCGGCGACCCGGCGCUGAAGAAGACGCGAUGGAACAAUUGGAUCGUCGGUGUCUUCAUGUUGCUGGGACUGUGUGGCGCGGGUGCCAUUGCCUUUUGGACCGUGUGGCCUUUCCGGCAGGGCGAGUACUGCCUCAUCUAUGAAGAUGACUUUCAAAAGCUGGACCUCGACAUCUGGUCACACGAGGUGCAGCUCGACGGCUUCGGCACGGGGUCCUUUGACUGGACGACCGUGGAGCCGGAGAACACGUACGUCGACGAGCAGGGUCUUCACAUUGUGCCGACCCUGACCAACGAGACGACCAAGAUCACGACGGACCAGAUGUACGCCAACUACACGCUCGACCUGUUCAAGGACGGGUCGUGCACGUCGCAGCGCAACAGCUCGUGCCGCAUCCGCUCCGACCCGGAGGAGGGCGACAUGAUCCCCCCGGUCCGCUCCGCGCGCCUGUCCACCAAGGGCAAGAAGAGUAUCCGCUACGGGCGCGUCGAGGUCGAGGCCAAGCUGCCCAAGGGCGACUGGAUCUGGCCCGCCAUCUGGAUGAUGCCCGAGGACAGCGUCUACGGGCAGUGGCCUCGGAGUGGUGAGAUUGACAUUAUGGAGUCGCGCGGCAACAGCCGUGGCUACGACGAGGGCGGCCGCAACCACUACUACGGCACGCUGCACUGGGGUCCCACCAGCGCCACAGACGCCUACUGGCGCACGACCAACGCCAAGAAGGUUCGCCGCGGCGACUACUCGGACGGCUUCCACACGUUUGGCAUGCAGUGGACCGAAAACUACAUCUACUUUUACAUUGACUCGCGCGUGCACCAGAUCCUCUUCAUCGGCUUCAAGGAGAGCAAGCCGCUCUACGACCUGGGCGAGUUCAGCAAGAUGGCCGAGAACCAGACGCUGCUCGCCAAUCCGUGGGCGCAGAGCGAGAGCACGUCUGGGAAUGCGCCGUUUGACCAGAACUUCUACCUGAUCCUGAACGUGGCCGUCGGCUCGCGCAACGGCUGGUUCCUUGACAAUGUAGGUGGGAAGCCAUGGAUCGACGACGCGACCAAUGCGCAGUGGUCGUUCUGGAACGCGGCGGACGACUGGCUGCCGACCUGGGGCGAGGGCGACAAGCGCGGCAUGACGGUCCGCAAGGUGAAGAUGUGGCAGGAGGGUGCGUGUGGCGCGCAGGAACUUUGA
This is a messenger RNA of Emericellopsis cladophorae, 1359 nucleotides long. RefSeq lists its product as uncharacterized. The coding region runs from base 1 to 1359 and encodes 452 amino acids. The transcript has 4 exons. Gene Ontology annotation, molecular function: hydrolase activity, hydrolyzing O-glycosyl compounds. Gene Ontology annotation, biological process: carbohydrate metabolic process. The record is from RefSeq and is a predicted model, not a curated record. NCBI's taxonomy places the organism in Eukaryota, Fungi, Ascomycota, Sordariomycetes, Hypocreales, Bionectriaceae.